Molecule: messenger RNA, 2646 nt
Organism: Entelurus aequoreus (snake pipefish)
Lineage: Eukaryota; Metazoa; Chordata; Actinopteri; Syngnathiformes; Syngnathidae
Product: urokinase plasminogen activator surface receptor-like
Exons: 5
Coding region: 884-1507 (207 amino acids)
Source: RefSeq, a predicted model, not a curated record
AUCAGAAUCAGCUUUAUUGUCAUUACGCAGGGUAACGAGAUAUAUAUAUAUAUAUUAUAUAAUGUGUAUUAAAAAAUUUUAAACUUGUGAAAAAAUUGCAGGUGGAAUAUUUAAAAAAAAAAAAACGUUUAACAACAUUUCAUGACUACCGCUCCCAUAUUUACCGUAAUUUUAAUCAAAUUAAAAUCCACUUUUGAAUUUGGAUUAAUCAUGAAUACUCACAAGUUAUUUGCAUGCAUAGUUUAAAUUAACUUUUAAAAAGACCACAAUACUUCGAGACAAAUGUAUUAUUUUUUCAAAUUGUAAUUGGUCAGAAUGUCAAAAUAUAUGUAUUUUUUAAUUCUAAACUUAAAUGCACGUCAUUUAUUUGCUUUAUUUUAAAGUGAAAUUUACCACAAGCACACCAUUCGUAGUCUCACUCAUUUUUGCACUGACAAAUGCAUUGACCUGAUCACUUUUAGGUAACCAUCCGCAGUUAUGGUACUGUGAAAGAGAAUAUGCGAUCAAAAUAGUGUUAUGAAUAUGCGUAUGUUCAAGAGUACCGGUAAUGUGAUAUUUUUUGUGAUUGAUCACAUGAGUUAACUCGUUAUGUUUGAAAGCCCUAAUAAAUGUAAAUAUAGUUUAAAUACUGUAACUGGGUUCCUCUGGUUCCCAAGUUAUGUAUAUUUGACAGUUGUCACUCCAAGUGCCUUGAAUUUUCCUCUGCUUGCUAAGGUUGCAUGCUAGUUUGUGAAACGUGCACAAGUCUGCUUGUGGAGAUACUUUUUUUUUCAAUAAGGAAGAGGACUGUAGGAGUGGUCAAUGGAUGAAACACCCCUUCUUUUAUGACUUAAAGAUGAACCAGAGCCACUGUAAAAAGUAUUGAACUUCCCACAGGGACAACAUGGAUCACCUACUGCUAUUCUUUGGGAUGUUGCUCCUCCCUAAAGUUGACACUCUGAGGUGUUACGAGUGUGCAGCAGGAAGCUCAGGCUCCUGCAUUGAUGCGACAAAAGAGUGCCCCUGGCUGGCGGAUCACUGUGGUGCACUUCGACUUAUCGUAUUUCAUGACAAUGCUGUGAUUGCACAUAUCAAAGGAAAAAGCUGCACUUCUGCUGGUCACUGUGCAAAUGUCUCAGUCAAUUUUGGAGAGAGCAGAACUUUACUCACCAACAAAUGUUGCACCACUGACCUCUGCAACACGCUACCUGCACCUGAUGUCAGUAAGUCCAGGUCCAAUGGUAAAAAAUGUUUCAGCUGUAACGGGCUGCACUGCGACACCUCUUUAGACUGUCUAGGCAACGAGCACUAUUGCAUCUCAGCGACUUUGGAUGUCAAUGGCCAGAGAAGAACCAUGAAAGGUUGUGCCUCCAAGCAAAUGUGCUCCAACAAUCAACACGUGUCAGCGCUCAUAGGAGCAAAGGUCACCUGCUGUGAUGGCGACUACUGCAACAGUGCUGGUCAUGCACCAAGAGCUGGCCUUCUAAUAUUGCUCACACCACUGCUGUCUUUGGCGAUGUUAUCUUAACACAGUUCUUCUCAAAUAGUAUGACGAACCCCCAUGGGGGGUGUGCGGUGCGAUGCCAGGGAUGGCACGUGUGUUCCCGGGGAAAAUGUUUGAUCAAUAUCAUGCAGAAACCCGCUUCAAAACCCGCUUCGAAAAGCUGUACAUUACAAUACAUACCCAUUGUAGCCAUUAAUCCUGACUUCCUCAUUUUGAUUAAAUAAAUCGGCACAAAUUGCUUUUAUCCAUUUUUGUUUUGUAGGUUAAAGAGAGUGGGGGUGUGUAAAAGGUUUUUGUCUUCAUAGGGGAGGUGUAACAGAAAAUAAUUGAGAAGAACUGCCUUAACCCCUCUAACCAAUGAGCUUCAAGAGGUAGUCACCUGAAAUGGUUUUCACUUCACAAGUGUGCUUGAAGCUCAUCGAGAGAAUGCCAAGAGUGUGCAAAAAAACGUAAUCAGAGCAAAGGGUGGCUAUUUUGAAGAGACUUGAAUAUAAAACAUGUUUUCAGUUAUUUCACCUUUUUUUGUUAAGUACAUAACUCCACAUGUGUUCAUUCAUAUGAACCCUAAAGAGUAUCUUAUUCACCAUUUGAUUGGCAGCAGUUAACGGGUUAUGUUUAAAAGCUCAUGCCAGCAUUCUCCCCUGCUUGGCACUCAGCAUCAGGGGUUGGAAUUGGGGGUUAAAUCACCAAAAAUUAUUCCCGGGCGCGGCGCCGCUGCUGCCCGCUGCUCCCCUCACCUCGCAGGGGGUGAUCAAGGGGAUGGGUCAAAUGCAGAGGACACAUUUCAUUACACCUAGUGUGUGUGUGACAAUCAUUGGUACUUUAACUUAACUUUAACUUUACACAUACAAACUGUAGCACACAAAAAAAGCACAUUUAAUUAAAAAAAACGUUAUUAUGGUCUUACCUUUAUGUAAUAUAUUGGGUUGGAGGCAAUAACCAGGCGAGGUGAUGAAAUACGUCUCUUUACUGUAGACUUCAGAACAGACUCAACACACUUGACAUCAGGUGCGCAACACCACGUAAAUCGUUGGCCAACCAAAAAGUAACCCCAGUACGCUAUAGCCAACAUUAACCAGGAGAUGGAAACAGACAAACAUAGAUCACUCUAUUACAUUCCACCCCUUUUAGAAAUGUAGAAGUUACUCAAAAGAAAUAAACAA